This is a messenger RNA of Colletotrichum orchidophilum, 1161 nucleotides long. Its product is annotated as RTA1 like protein. Gene Ontology annotation, cellular component: plasma membrane; fungal-type vacuole. The record is from RefSeq and is a predicted model, not a curated record. The transcript has 2 exons. NCBI's taxonomy places the organism in Eukaryota, Fungi, Ascomycota, Sordariomycetes, Glomerellales, Glomerellaceae. Bases 1 to 1161 code for a protein of 386 amino acids.
AUGGACUACCCAAAGAUGAUGGCCAUCAUCCAGGAGGCCUACGCAGACCCGUCAAAGAUUGACCCAGACCGCAUCCUAAACUACAUCUUCGCCUCGACAGGCCACAGCGUCGACAACCCCCCGCCCCAGCCCGUCAUCAACCAACUCAAAAUCGACUUUGCAAAGUGGCUCCCCGCCUUUUGUUUUCUGAAACCAGACCUCGAGUACUGCAAAGAGGGCGUCAUCUCCUUUUACUCGUACCGCGUCUCCCUCCCCGCCAACGCCCUCUUCCUCGCCCUCUUUUCCCUCUCGCUCGUCGGCUUCGUCCUGACCGUCUUCCGCACCCGCCGGGCAUAUCUGUUCAGCGUGGCCAUGAUCCUCGGCGUCCUCGCCGAGAUGAUUGGCUACGGAGGCCGAAUCGUCAGCUGGAAGAACCAGUGGUCCGAGAACCCAUUUCUCGUUCAGGUCUGCUGCCUGACAGUCGGCCCGGCCCUUCUCGCCGCGGGUAUCUACCUCUGCCUCCGCCAGAUCGUCACGGCGUUUGGUCCGGGCAACUCGAGGAUACCGCCAAAGUGGUACACCAGAAUUUUCAUCCCCUGCGACCUAACCUCGCUCUUCCUCCAAGCCGUAGGCGGCGGCAUCGCCUCCGUCGCCAGCAAGAGAAACGAGCCCACCCAGACGGGCGACAACGUCAUGAUUGCCGGCCUCGCCUUUCAAGUCUUUACAAUGUUCGCCUUCAUGCUCGUCGCCGCCGACUUUGCCCUCCGCACCUACCGCCGCGCCCGCCGCGCCCACCUCCCCAACCUCUCCGCCGUCCUCGACAACCACCCGGACAUGGUCCGCCUCCGCCACUCGACCCACUUCAAGGGCUUCCUCGCCGCCCUCGUCCUCUCCACCGUCUGCAUCUUUGUCCGCUGCGUCUUCCGCGUCAUCGAGCUGAGCGGCGGCUGGACGGGGCCCCUCAUGGCCCGCCAGGACCUCUUCAUCGCCUUCGAGGGCGUCAUGAUUGUCAUCUCCGUCGUCGGCCUCAACGUCUUCCACCCGGCCUUUUGUAGUGAGAAGUUGUUUGAGCCGCCUACGGAUCGCCCGGUGGUCAUUCCAAGGCCGCGCAGGAUGAGCGCGGGACCAAAGAUGGUCAACUUUGACUCUUAUGAAAAGGGGAGCUCCAUCGAGACCGCCUGA